Oncorhynchus mykiss (rainbow trout) is the source of this 9619-nucleotide messenger RNA. RefSeq names its product laminin, gamma 1 (gene lamc1). The record is from RefSeq and is a predicted model, not a curated record. Gene Ontology annotation, biological process: tissue development; axon guidance; animal organ morphogenesis. Gene Ontology annotation, cellular component: basement membrane. Lineage: Eukaryota; Metazoa; Chordata; Actinopteri; Salmoniformes; Salmonidae.
UAGGGUGUAGUCGGAUAUAGUUAUUUUCCUUCUGAAGUUUCUCCAUGGCGGUGGACACAAAGCACUGAGACCGUGGAAGUCUGCGUUUAGGGCAAGGACAAUAAUUCUGGAAGGAACAAACGCAUUUUUAAGGAGAAGCAAUUGAAAGUUUUCCGUAUGGUUUUACUUGUUUUAUCAAGAUUGCGGUAACUGGGUAGUUACCAAUAAGUUGAAAGUUCAAAGGUGUAAUAGAGGAAUUCGUGUAGUUGUAGCUUAAGUUUGAAACGGCUUUUAGAAUAGCUGAGAAUGGGUUGGUUUAUUCAAGUUUUGUUUUCAUUUACUUGUUUGGCUGUCUUCAGCCACAGUGCUAUGGAUGAAUGCACUGACGAUUCGAGUCGUCCUCAGCGAUGCAUGCCAGAGUUUGUCAACGCUGCUUUCAAUGUCACUGUGGUAGCUACCAAUACUUGUGGCUCUCCACCAGAAGAAUACUGCGUACAAACCGGGGUUACGGGGGUCACCAAGUCGUGCCACAUCUGCGAUGCCAGGGAUCGCAGACAACACCACAGUGCUGUGUACCUCACCGAUUACAACAAUCAACAGGACACCACCUGGUGGCAAAGUCAAACUAUGUUAGCGGGCAUCCAGUAUCCACACUCAAUCAAUCUAACUCUUCAUCUUGGCAAGGCUUUCGACAUCACUUACGUGCGACUCAAGUUCCACACCAGCCGCCCAGAGAGCUUCGCCAUCUACAAGCGCACAAGUGAGGAUGGACCAUGGACGCCUUACCAGUACUACAGUGGCUCCUGUGAGAAGACCUACCAGAAGACCAACAGGGGCUUCAUCCGCACCGGACAGGACGAACAACAGGCACUGUGCACAGACGAGUUCAGCGACAUCUCACCCCUGACUGGAGGAAACGUCGCCUUCUCCACCCUUGAAGGCCGGCCCAGUGCUUACAACUUUGACAACAGCCCAGUUCUUCAGGAAUGGGUGACAGCCACAGAUAUCAAAGUGACCCUGAACAGGCUCAACACAUUCGGAGAUGAAGUUUUCAAUGAUCCCAAGGUCCUGAAAUCCUACUACUACGCUAUCUCAGACUUUGCAGUGGGAGGAAGGUGUAAGUGCAAUGGCCAUGCGAGUGAGUGUGCGAAAAAUAACGGUUUCGGCAAGCCGGUUUGCAACUGCAAGCACAACACGGAGGGCGAUGACUGCAAUGUGUGCAAGCCGUUCUACAACGACCGUCCCUGGAGGAGAGCUACAGCCAAUAACCCUAACGAGUGUCUGCCGUGCAACUGUAAUGGCAAGAGUGCAGAGUGCUACUUCGACCCUGAGCUCUACCGUGCCACCGGCCACGGAGGACACUGCCGCAACUGUGCCGACUACACAGGCGGGCCCAACUGUGAGCGCUGCCUGGACAACUACUACAGAGACACAUCUGGCACCCGCUGCCUGCCCUGCAGCUGCAACCCAGUAGGCUCUCUGGCUACUCAGUGUGACAAAACAGGACGCUGCAGCUGUAAACCCGGUGUGAUGGGGGACAAGUGUGACCGCUGCCAACCUGGCUUUCACACGUUGACCGAAGCAGGCUGCAGACCUUGCUCCUGUAACCCUUCCGGAAGCACACAGGAGUGUGAUGUCCAGACAGGCCGUUGCCAGUGCAAGGACAACGUGGAGGGCUUCAGCUGUGACAGGUGUAAGCUGGGCUACUUCAACAUGGACCCGCAGAACCCUCAGGGUUGCACUCCGUGCUUCUGCUUCCAGCAUUCCUCUGUCUGUGAGAGCGCUGAAGGCUACAGCAUUGACACAGUCUCCUCCACCUUCAACCGAGAUGAUGAGCAGUGGACAGGCCAGCAGCGUGACAGCUCCAGUGUUUCAGUCCAGUGGUCCACUGGUGGGGAGAUCUCCCUCAUCUCCGAUGACUACUUCCCAAUGUACUUUGUGGCUCCAGAGCGGUUCCUGGGCAAUCAGCUGCUGAGCUACGGCCAGAACCUCACCCUGAACUUCCGGGUGGACAGGAGAGACACACGUCUCUCAGCUGAGGAUGUGGUUCUGGAGGGGGCUGGUCUCAGAGUGGCUGUGCCUCUCAUUGCUCAGGGAAAUGCCUAUCCCGGAGAGAACAUGCAGACGUUUGUGUUCAGGCUCCACGACAGCACAGACUAUCCCUGGAGGCCCACCCUCACUCACUCAGAGUUCCAGAAGCUUCUGCACAAUCUGACGUCCAUCAAGAUCCGUGGCACCUACAGCGAGAGAAGUGCUGGUUACCUUGACGAUGUGAAGCUUAUCACGGCGAAGAAAGGUCCCGGGAGCCCAGCUCGCUGGGUAGAGAAGUGUACCUGCCCUCAAGGCUACGUGGGACAGCACUGUGAGAGCUGCGCCCUGAGAUACAGGAGGAGCAGACCAGACCUGGGGCCCUUCAGUUCCUGUGACUCCUGCAGCUGUAACGGACACAGUGACACGUGCAACCCCGACACAGGGAUGUGUGACUGCCUACACAACACAGCUGGGCUCAGUUGUGAGAGAUGUAAAGACGGUUACUAUGGAGACUCCACUGUGGGGAGUUCCAGCGACUGCAAGCCCUGCCCCUGCCCCGGAGGAUCCACUUGUGCUGUUGUGCCCAAGACAAAGGAGGUUGUCUGCACCAACUGUCCUACUGGAACCACAGGCAAGCGCUGCGAGCUGUGUGACGACGGUUUCUUCGGAGACCCCCUGGGGGAGAACGGACAGGCGAGGGUCUGUCGGGCCUGUAAGUGUAGCGACAACAUCGACCCCAACGCUGUGGGCAACUGUGACAGAGAGACCGGGGAGUGCCUCAAGUGUAUCUACAACACAGACGGCUUCUUCUGUGACCGUUGCAAAGAGGGCUUCUAUGGAAACCCGCUGGCCACCAACCCCAACGACAAGUGCAAAGCCUGCUCCUGCUCUCCAUAUGGCACAGUGGACAGACAGACCAGCUGUCUACAGGUCACAGGCCAGUGCCAGUGUUUCCCCCACGUCACCAACAGGGACUGCAGUGCCUGUCAGCCUGGCUUCUUCAACCUGCGGAGCGGAACAGGCUGUGAACAAUGCAACUGCAAUUCUAUUGGGUCCACCAACGGUCAGUGUGACAUCGGUUCCGGUCAGUGUGAAUGCCAGCCCGGCGUCACCGGUCAGCGCUGUGAACGCUGUGAGGUCAACUUCUUCGGAUUCGGAUUGUCAGGCUGCAAACCGUGCGACUGUGACCCAGAGGGCUCCUCGACAGCCCAGUGUAAAGAAGAUGGCCGCUGUGCGUGCCUUCCAGGCUUUGUGGGAGCCAGGUGUGACAUGUGUGAGGAGAACUACUUCUACAACCGCUCUACUCCCGGCUGCCAGCAGUGUCCGUCCUGUUACUCCCUCGUCAGAGACAAGGUGAACCAGCAGAGACAGAAGCUGCAUGACCUGCAGACUUUGAUUGACAACCUGGGCUCCACGUCAGAGACUGUGAGUGACAAGGCGUUUGAGGACCGACUGAAGGAGGCAGAAAAAUCCAUCAUGGACCUACUGGACGAGGCUCAGACCAGCAAAGAUGUGGACAAAGGCCUGCUGGAGCGCCUGGGGAAACUGAACAGCACACUGACCACUCAGUGGAAUCGUUUGCAGAACAUCAGGAACACCGUGGACAACACUGGAACCCAAGCCGACAAGGCCCGCAACCGGGUCCGAGACGCCGAGAACCUGAUCGGCCUCGCCCGCGAGGAACUGGAUAAGGCCAAGGAUGCCAUCAGCAAACUGGACUUCAAAGCACCCUCCAUCAGUGGAGAUCCCAACAACAUGACCCUUCUGGCAGAGGAGGCUCGCAAUCUGGCCGACAAACAUAAAAUGGACGCGGAUCAAAUUGAGAAGAUCGCAAAAGAUGCCAAUGACACGUCCACCAAGGCUCUCAACCUGCUGACAAAGACUCUAGAUGGCGAGGGCAAGACCAACCAAGACAUUGAUGAGCUCAACAGGAAGUACAAUGAGGCAAAGGACCUGGCCAAGAACCUGGAGAAACAGGCCAACAAGGUGCAUGCUGAGGCAGAGGAGGCAGGCGACAAAGCCCUGAAGAUCUACGCUAACCUGACAAGCCUGCCACCUUUCAACACCAAAUUACUGGAGGACGAAGCGAGCAAGAUCAAGAAGGAAGCGUCUGACCUGGACAAGCUGAUUGACAAGACAGAGAAAGAGUACAACGACUUGAGGGAUGAUCUGCGAGGGAAGGAGACUGAGGUCCGCAAGCUGCUGGAGAAGGGCAAGACGGAGCAGCAGACUGCCGAUCAGUUGCUGGCUCGUGUCGAUGCUGCCAAGGCGCUGGCUGAGGAGGCCGCCAAGAAGGGGAGGACCACCUACCAGGAGGCCCAAGACAUUCUGGGAAAUCUGAGAGACUUUGACAAGCGGGUGAAUGACAACAAGACGGCAGCUGAGGACGCCAUGAAGAGAAUCCCAGAGAUCAACGCUACCAUCAUUGCGGCCAAUGAGAAGACCAAGCAGGCUGAGGGGGCACUAGGCAACGCAGCUGCAGAUGCCAAGGAGGCCAAGAGCAAGGCAGAGGAGGCAGAAAAGAUAGCCAGCGCUGUGCAGAAGGGUUCUGCUAAGACCAAGGCGGAUGCAGAGAAGGCCUUUGAGGACACUAUGAUGCUGGAUGGGGAGGUGAACGGCAUGAUGGACCAGCUGAGUGCAGCCGAGGCAGAGCUGGCCAAGAAGAAAGCUGAGGCCGACCAGGACAUGAUGAUGGCUAGCAUGGCAUCGGACAAUGCGAAGGAAGCGGAGGACAACGCCCGCAAAGCCAAGAGUGCUGUCAGGACUGUUCUCAACACCAUCAACGACCUGCUCAAGUCACUGGGCAACAUUGACAAGGUGGACCUGAGCAAGUUGGGCUUGAUUGAGGGGUCACUGAAGCAGGCCAAGGACAAAAUGGCGAACAGCGACCUGGACCGCAAGCUGGCGGAGCUGAAUGAUGUGGCCAAGAGCCAGGAGGAGAUGAUCACCGACUACGACAGGCAGAUCAGGGAGAUCCGGUCUGACAUCGCCAACCUCAAUGACAUCAAGAACACUUUACCUGACGGCUGCUUCAACACCCCAUCCCUAGAGCGACCUUAACCCCCUCUCUCUCCACCACCUGUACCCUCCUUCCUCAUAUCCCGUCUGUUCCGCUCCUUCCUCAUAUCCCGUCUGUACCGCCCCUUCCUCAUAUCCCGUAUGUACCGCUCCUUCCUCAUAUCUCGUCUGUACCGCUCCUUCCUCAUAUCCCGUCUGUACCGCUCCUUCCUCAUAUCCCGUCUGUUCCGCUCCUUCCUCAUAUCCCGUCUGUACCGCUCCUUCCUCAUAUCCCGUCUGUACCGCUCCUUCCUCAUAUCCCGUCUGUACCGCUCCUUCCUCAUAUCCCGUCUGUACCCUCCUUCCUCAUAUCCCGUCUGUUCCGCUCCUUCCUCAUAUCCCGUCUGUUCCGCUCCUUCCUCAUAUCCCGUCUGUACCGCUCCUUCCUCAUAUCCCGUCUGUACCGCUCCUUCCUCAUAUCCCGUCUGUACCGCUCCUUCCUCAUAUCCCGUCUGUACCGCUCCUUCCUCAUAUCCCGUCUGUACCGCUCCUUCCUCAUAUCCCGUCUGUACCGCUCCUUCCUCAUAUCCCGUCUGUACCGCCCCUUCCUCAUAUCCCGUCUGUACCGCCCCUUCCUCAUAUCCAGUCUGUACCGCCCCUUCCUCAUAUCCAGUCUGUACCGCCCCUUCCUCAUAUCCAGUCUGUACCGCCCCUUCCUCAUAUCCCGUCUGUUCCGCUCCUUCCUCAUAUCCCGUCGUACCGCUCCUUCCUCAUAUCCCGUCGUACCGCUCCUUCCUCAUAUCCCGUCUGUACCCUCCUUCCUCAUAUCCCGUCUGUUCCGCUCCUUCCUCAUAUCCCGUCUGUUCCGCUCCUUCCUCAUAUCCCGUCUGUACCGCUCCUUCCUCAUAUCCCGUCUGUACCGCUCCUUCCUCAUAUCCCGUCUGUACCGCUCCUUCCUCAUAUCCCGUCUGUACCGCUCCUUCCUCAUAUCCCGUCUGUACCGCUCCUUCCUCAUAUCCCGUCUGUUCCGCUCCUUCCUCAUAUCCCGUCUGUACCGCUCUUUCCUCAUAUCCCGUCUGUACCGCUCCUUCCUCAUAUCCCGUCUGUACCGCUCCUUCCUCAUAUCCCGUCUGUUCCGCUCCUUCCUCAUAUCCCGUCUGUUCCGCUCCUUCCUCAUAUCCCGUCUGUACCGCUCCUUCCUCAUAUCCCGUCUGUUCCGCUCCUUCCUCAUAUCCCGUCUGUUCCGCUCCUUCCUCAUAUCCCGUCUGUACCGCUCCUUCCUCAUAUCCCGUCUGUUCCGCUCCUUCCUCAUAUCCCGUCUGUACCGCUCCUUCCUCAUAUCCCGUCUGUUCCGCUCCUUCCCACGUCUAACACUCGGGCAGAAUGCCACCUUUUUACCAAAACUUUUUUUCUUUCUUUAUUUUUUCUUUGCUUUGUCUUUGUUUGUCUUUUUUUUUUACAAGAGAAGCUAAGUUUCAUGGUUUUAAAGAAAGAGAAGAAGCAGCUUUGACAUGCAGAAACGUGAAAUGAACUAAGGGCAGUCGACAAACAUGCAUCCAUUCUCCUUCGGUGCAGCAGGUUAGGAGAGGUGUGGCAUACCUCGCUCCCGAGUAAUGAAAACCCACAUGACUGCACCACCUCCAGACUUCCUACACUUCUACGUGUAGGACCGUUACACCGUCUUGUUUCAUCACAACCUAAACCACCCCGACAGAAAACAAGGAGAAAUGUCCUCAGCCUUUUCAGAUGGGUGCAUGUCAUAUGAUAUAGCAUUUGUUUUAUUUGAUAUGAUAUCUAACAAGUUAUCCUUACCCAUCAUUCUAGACCGAAGGGCAUGCUGGGAAUGGUUUGUCUGUGAGAUAUUUUUUAGCUAUAGGUAUUGUUCAACUUCCAGUACAUAUGUGCCAUCCUUGGUGUUAUCAACCAUUUGUUUAAAAAACAAGCAGUGAAGGAAUUCUCACAAGUUUAUACAUUUUGUUUGCCUUCAUUCGCUUCCAAAGCUACAUAUAUUGCAUGGAGAAAGUAUUCCUGUUAUUAUUACACAUUUUUACAGUAUUCAACUCUACUGCACAUUCUGCUCCAUACCCACAUUAAAUAAUCCUACAGUUUACUAUAGAAUACUACAGUACUUUGUAUAGAAUUCUGUAGUAAAGUGUAGUGUAGUAAACUGUAGUAUACUAUACUACACAUUGCACUACAGCAUUUCCCAAACUCUGUCCUCUGUCAUUUCCCAAACACCACUGAUUCAAAUAAUUAACUCAUCAAGCUUGGAUUAUUUGAAUCGGCUGUGUAGUGCUAGGGCAAAAAUACAAAAAUGCACCCCUUGGAGUCUCCAGGACAGAGUUUAGGAAACGCUGCUGUAGUAUAUAACGAUCAUUGGCAGUACUUAUUAUAGAAUCGUGUAGUAUACUAUAGUAAAUAUUACAGUAUACUAUGGACCACAAAAAUACUACAGUAAUAUCUGCAAAAACACUGCAGUAAUUACUGUAGUGUAUAUAUAUAUUACAAGAUUAAUUUGUGUCUACCCUGCCCAUUCCCAUAUCCCAAUUUGUGGCACCAAUAAGUUACAAGCCUACGUUUGGUAUCGUAUAGAUUAUAUAUAUGUGUUCCCUGCAGGUUAUAAAAAGGAGCAGAAGCUCUGAACUGUCUAUUCAGACCUCAGUCCUAUCUACCUACAGGUAUGGUAAAUUUUAUUUUGUGUAUUUUUCCAAGUAGGUUUCCUCAAGGAUAACAUGUCAAAGAUAAUAAAACAAAAACAUUAUAGUAAAUACUACAGUUAUUUCCUCAAAAAACCCUACAGUAAAUACUACAGUCCGAAAAAACACUACAGUAAUUACUAUAAUAUAUACUAGUUUUUUCUUACUACAGUGUAUACUAUGAAAAGGAAAUACUACAAUCAUGUCUGCAAAACUACAGUAAAUACUACAGUAUUCACUGUAUUUUUACACUACAUUCACUUUUUUCACUACAGUAUUUUUUCACUCCACUGAAUACUACAGUAAAGUCUCCAAAAACACUACAGGGAAUACUAUAGUAUUUAACGAUAGUAUACCUUAGUAUUUUUUCAUGUGGGCAUGCAUAACUGAAAAGCUGUUAAAUGAAACCAGCAAGUGGGUCUUUAAAAUGACUCUGAUAUUUUUGACAUUUGAGACAGUCCUGUACCGCCCAGUGAAACAAUAUGGUUAAAUAUAAUUGUAUGUAAAAAUAUAUAUAUAUAUAAUUAACACUACAAAUCUUGUUUUUUGUCUGAUGUUUUUUCCUCCCUAAGCUGCUGCUUAAAACAGGUGUAUUGCAAAUCACACAUUAAUAUUUUUUAAGACAAAAUUCUACACUAUGCAACUUUGUACAUUUUGCGUAGCAAGACUUUAUCUGAUACACUGGUGCUAAUAAUUAUUUCAAAUGUUAUAUUUUUGUGUGAAUGUUUUUUAUUAUGAUAUAGAGUGAGGAAAUAUUAUUUGUGUAAAUAUAUGCUUAAAUGAUUCAGGGCUGGCUGAUUGUUAAAUCCAAGACCCAGCGGCCAUAGGUUAUAUCGCAAAAAAUCAACAAACCUCCACAUAAUAUAUAAAUAUAUAUGAUAAGUUCUGUGGUAUAAUAUGCUUGCUUGUGUACAUGGCUCGGUGUUGCCUCAGCUCUGCCAUUAUUAAUUUGUGUUUAAUUAUCAGUGGGUGGUCACCAAUUAAUUGAUGAAUGCUUUUAAAACGAGAUCAAAACAAUGCUUUUAAAACACCUUUAUCCUUGACUGAUAACUUCAGGACUGUGUGAGAGAUGGCCCUAAAGAAGCCAUCGGUCUACAUUAAGCCUAUCGUUUCAUUUUACUGAAUUUAAACCGACUCCAAGAAAAUAAGCUUGUUCACAAGUUGGUAGUUAACCAUUUAGUGUUGUGUCUUCAUAUGUGGUCAAUAUUCACAUCACUUAGUUCCUAACGAGGGCGUCACGUUUAUCGCACACAUUACGUUUCAGACAAACACUCUUUUCACACAUAAUUGUCUCCUCACACGUUCGCUACUCGGUGUCCUCGCAUUUCAGUAGAACAGCAGGGAUUUUGUUGAUGGGUCCAGAACAUCAGCCUGCCAGCCGCGAUACAGUAAAUGAAUAGGUUAUAACCUGGAAACCACUCAUCCUUCCCAUUCAACAUCUCUCAUCCUCAAUACACCAAUACUCACUCCUUUCCUUAGCCUGCCUCCUAUCAUGUUAUUUGUUGGAUAGUUGUUAGCUAACCUUUUACCCACAAUUUUAUAGAUGUGGCAGCGGCUAAAACGAUGUACACUGCAUUGAACCAUCUUCUGCCGUCUCUUAACCCUCCAGGCUACCACACUGCUGUGGAAGAAUGUGCAGCACAUACUGUUUGAUGUAUAAAACAGUAUUUCUAAUUUAUAAUGUCUCAAGUAUUUGUAUUAUUUUGUUGCAGUAGAUGAUGAUGAUAUGUAUGUGUUGCACAAUCUUGUUGUGGUCAUUUGGCUAUGGAGGGCAUGUUCUGUUGUACAAUAUAACACAAAGGCACCAAUUCACUGCAACGUUUAAUUUGUGAGGACCUGAGAAAACCCUGUUUGUGACCCACUUGCCUGUAAAUCCAAUCGUAACAUUUGAAAUAAUAAAACAAAUAUUACAGGAA